Messenger RNA from Belonocnema kinseyi, 4257 nucleotides. RefSeq names its product zinc finger protein OZF-like. The transcript has 2 exons. The record is from RefSeq and is a predicted model, not a curated record. Gene Ontology annotation, cellular component: nucleus. The coding region runs from base 151 to 1194 and encodes 347 amino acids. Lineage: Eukaryota; Metazoa; Arthropoda; Insecta; Hymenoptera; Cynipidae.
GGCACCACUCGAGAAAGCAUCAGGCGAAGGUGUAAAAAUUAUUCUGAAUGCAGACGCGAGAGAAUUUGAUUGAUUGCGAAUUGUGCAAAUAGGUUGAUCAGCGCGAGGUCUGUCGAGGUGGCAUUGGAUCCAUCAGGAAACGAACUCAAAAUGGAGACAUAUAAAAUUGAGGGCGAAACGAUUGAAGUCUUCCGCGAUGCGCCCCACGAGCAGAUUAUAGAAUACACUUUCGACGAAACUGGAGGGAUCGAGACGGCAAUAAAAGUGAACAUUCCGUUAAAUUAUGAUAGUACUGAUGAUCCUUUGCAAUCGAAUUCAACCGAAGAUGAUCAGGUCGUCAUUAAAAUAUACGAGUGCGAAUUUUGCGGAAGAAGAAUGAGAAAAAAGACGUUAUUCCUGAAACACAAGCUGUGCCAUCAAAAGAAAAUUUCCGGCGAUAUUGCACAUUGUGACAAAUGCGAGAAGGAUUUCACGGACGAGGUGAAAUUACGAAAACAUUAUAUCAAAACCCAUCAGGAUGAGAAACCUCAUCAGUGCAGUCUCUGCGGCAAGUGUUUCAAAACCGAGGAAUUUUUGCGAACACACCUGAAACAGCACAACAAGCGAUUUGUCUGCGAUAUUUGCGGAAUUUCCAAAGUUUCCGGAUACGAUCUUCGGCUUCAUAAAAAGAAACACAAUCAGGAAUUUGUGACACACUGUAAUAUUUGUCACAAAGGCUUUUACACAAAUCAAACGCUGGAACGCCAUCUAUUGACGCACACGGGCGAAAAACCGUUUCCUUGUAGAAUCUGCAAUACGGCUUAUGCGAGUGCCGCAUAUUUAAAUAUGCACAUGAAGUCUCAUGGAGAGCGGCAAAAACACAAGUGCAAUCUUUGCGAGUUUGAAACAUAUUGGAAAGCGGCGCUCAAGGUCCAUCUUCGGAUUCACACCGGGGAAAAUCAGUUUGCGUGUGAAAUUUGUGGGAAAUCGGUGUCUAGCAAGACUUAUCUUCAGAUUCACAAUCGAAUACACUCGGGAGAAAAGCCACAUGUAUGCGAAAUUUGCGGGAAAGCAUUUAGCGUGAGAAAGUAUCUGAUUGUGCAUCUUAGAACGCACACGGGCGAGCGUCCUUAUGAAUGUAAAGUUUGUCAAAAAAGGUUUACGCAGCAGGGCUCUCUUAAUUCGCAUAUGAAAUCGCAUAACGAGACUAAAUGACAAUGUUGGUGCAAAAGUGGUAUGAGAGACCGCCGAUAUGGUCUGCAAGACCGCGCAUCUAUACUUAAAGUUUAAGAUAUUGUUUUUUUUUCUUCAAAGAGAAAAAAAUUGAAGCGUAACAAGUUAAUUAUUUUUACAAUUUUUAUGCUUUCGUUGAUAUUCUGAAUAUCAUAUUUGAACAGCUGAAUACAAUAACGCACUGAUUUUGAUCUACACUACUUUUGUUUCGUAGUUGAUUUUGUAUUUGAAAUCAACCAAUUUUGAAAGACGAUUCAAUAUUCUUUAUAUUUUCCACGGACAUGUCCAUUGAAAUUCUGGAAUAUUCUGGGGUUAUAACAAAAAAAAAUGUUUACUGUGAAUCUAUUAUUCGGGAAUAUUUGGUAAAUUCUUCAGGAAUCUAUUAGAUUAUUCUGGAAGAAUUCUACAUUGUUCUAGAAGAUUCAAUAAGUUACAAGAAUUUUCUUACCUUUUUGCGUAUGUUUCACAAUUUUCUGGAUUUUUCCAGUGUCUUGAAAUUUUGAAAUAUUCUUAUUUUUCUAGAUUCGGUUGUCAAAGAGAAAAGCGUUAAAAAAAGAUUUUUUUUUAGAGUUUUUCCAAAUUUUGAAAUAUUUGUUACAAUUUUUUAGAUUUUUCCAUCAUACUCAAAAUUUUUCUGGACUUUUCCUGCGUAUUUUGGCUUUCUGGAAUAUUCUGUAAUUUUCUAGAUUCGACUCUUGCUAAGAAAACAUUUUUUGUAGAUUUUUAGAACAUUUCAGAAUUUUCCAAUAUUCUCUAGAAGUUUCUGGACUUUUUUCAUGUAUUCUGAAAUUUGCUGGAUUUUCAAUGAACAUUCUGUAAUUUUCUAGAUUCGAUUUUCUCGAGAGCAAAAAUGCUAACAGAGUUUUAAAACAUUUCAGAUAUAUCCGAAUUUUUCUUGAAGAUUCUGAACUUUUCAAAACUAUCUUAGAAUUUUUUCGAUUUUUCAAAGUAUUUUGCAAUUUUACAAUAUGCUGGAAUCUUCUAGAUGCGACUGUCGCGAUGAAAAAAUGUUAACAAUUUCCAUAAUUUUCACGACUUUUCCUGAAUUUUAAUUUUCUAGAAUCGAAUCUUUCAAAGAAGAAAUUUCUAGUAGAGUUUUUGAACAUUUCAGAAUUUUCCAAUAUUUUCCACAAAUUUCUGGACUUUUCUAAUAUAUUGUUAAAUGAAUUGGAUUAUUCACGAGUAUUUCAUAAUUUUCUAGAUCCGAAUUUCUCGAGAAAAAAAAUGCUAACAGAUUUUAGAACAUUUCAGAAUUAUCCGAAAUUUUACUUGUAAUUUAUGAACUUUUCAAAUAUAUUUGAAAAUUUCCCAAAAUAUUUUGCAAUUCUGGAAUCUUUUAGGUGCGAGUGUCGUUAAAGUACAAAUUAUAACAAAAAGUUCUAGAACGUUUCAGAAUUUUACAAUAUUUCCUACAAUUGUAUGGACUUUUCUGGCAUAUUCUAGAAAGUUUUCGAUUUUUCCUAAGUAUUUUGUUUUUCUGGAAUAUUCUAUAAUUUUCUAGAUUCGACUCUUUCAAAGAAUUUUUUUUUUAGUUGAAUUUUAGAACAUUUCAGAAUUUCCUAAUAAUUUCAAGAAAUGUCUGUACUUUUCUGGUAUAUUCUGAAAUGUUCUAGGCUAGACUGGUUCAGAGAGAGAAAAUUUGAAUAAAGAGUUUUAGAAAGUUUUGGAAUUUGCCAAUAUUUUCUUGUGAUUUAUCGCCAUUUCAAAGAUAUUUUAGAAUUUUCUCGAUGUAAAGAAAAAAUUGUAACAACAAAUUUUAGAACGCAUUUUACAAUAUUUUUCUACAAAUGUAUGGAAUUCUGGCAUAUUCCUGAUUUUUCUCAAAUUUUCUCAAAAUUUCUCGAUUUUUUCAGAGUAUUUUGUAAUUCUGGAAUAUUCUCUAAUUUUAUAGAUGCGACUCUUUCGAAAGACAUUAAAUAUUUGCUAAAAAUUACUUGACUUCUAUUAUUGUUUGGAAUUUUCUCGAUUUCCCAGAGUAUCUUGUAAUUCUGGAAUAUUCUCUAAUCUUCUAGAUGCGACUGCCCAGAAGGAGAACAAUUAACAAAGAGGUUAAGACUUUACAUAUUUUCUAAAAAUUUCUUGACUUUUAUUUUAUUUUCUCGAUUUUUCCAGUUCAAUUAUGAAAUUUUUUUCAAUUUUUUCAGAGUAUUUUGUAAUUAUGGAACAUUCUCUAAUGUUCUGAUUUCAGAGUCGUCCAAAAUUUUCUUGUAAUUACUGAACAUUUCUCAUAUAUUCUGGAAUUUUAAUUAUUCGAGAAUCAGUAGAGAACAGACAGACGCAAUUAUUUAUAAAAUAUGUAAUUGAAUUAUCUUUCGAAAUCAGAGCUUGCUAUAUUAUUUCAUCCAAAAGUUGAUUAAUUUCCUAUAGUUUAUAUUUUUCAUUGUUUAGUUCUACUUAUAUUUUUUACGAAAAAGGAACGAUGUUGUGAGCUGUGAAAACAAAAACGAAUUAUCCUGAAUUUAUAUUUUUCAAAAAAUCGAUUGUUAUUUAAUUAUAAACUAAGUAUUAAAGUGUUUAGAAAAUUUUAAAAAAAUGUAUCAAUUGUUUUAUAUUUGUGAUUAGUUGACAAAGAAAAUCUUGCAUACAAUCGGCAACGGAGAAAUAAUUUGCGUUAUGAGAAUGAGCGAUAUGAUUAAUUAUUAAUUAAUUAAUUCAAUAAUCAUGUACGAACAUGUGUAAGUUUAAAUAUAUUUGGACAUUUCUUCGAAAACGCGAACAGGAAAACUUGAGCGGGAGUAAUCAUAAUUUUAUUUGGAAAUUGGCUGUUUUUUUUUAUACAGGGUAAUUAUGACACGUCGAGAUUUAUUUAAUUUUUUAAAUUCCAAGCGUUGGAAAAAACGUAAGAAAACUGAGGCGAAAAGAAGCUAGAAUUUGGUAGAAAGGAUUUGAUCUCGACCUCCAAAGAUUGUACAGGAUUAUUGUAAAAAUAAAAUAUUUAAAAAUGUCCCUCCGUGACGCGGAAAUGUCCAUAUAUUUAUCUAAUAGAUUAUUAUCUGCUUCGUGAAUUAUAAAACAAGAGCUUAUAUUAAUAAACAAAUUUUAAUA